This is a messenger RNA of Schistocerca nitens (vagrant locust), 5521 nucleotides long. Its product is annotated as breast cancer type 2 susceptibility protein-like. Gene Ontology annotation, cellular component: nucleus. The record is from RefSeq and is a predicted model, not a curated record. The transcript is spliced from 13 exons. NCBI's taxonomy places the organism in Eukaryota, Metazoa, Arthropoda, Insecta, Orthoptera, Acrididae. Gene Ontology annotation, biological process: regulation of DNA-templated transcription; double-strand break repair via homologous recombination. Bases 47 to 4642 code for a protein of 1531 amino acids.
UCAUGUAUCCUCUGGGAAAGUGAGAAAAUCAUCACAAGAGAGGGAUAUGAAAAUCACGAAAAUAUCUGACACUGAAUCUGAAAAUGAAGUUCAAAUUCUUGACAAGGAAAAAAAUCCCGUAAAUUUCAAAAAACUGAGUAUGUGUGGUGGUUUCAGUACUGCCAGUGGAAAAAAAAUUAAUGUUUCAGAAGAAAGUUUGGCAAGAGUCAUGAAUGUUUUUUCUGAUAUAACAGAAAUUGAAAAUAAUACUUUUACAGUAGGGAAUAUGAAGGUGAAAGAAGCACAUGAAGCGUAUUCUUCCAAGAAGAAAGAUAUGAUAUCUGUUGAGAAAGGGCAAAAGUUGUCACUGAACAAGAAUGUAACAACCAGGAAAAUAUCUGACAGAGAAUUUGAAAAUGAAGUGAAGCUGCUUGACAGAAAAGAAAGUUAUGUAAAUUGUGAAAGACUGAAUAUGUUUGGUGGUUUUCUUACAGCUGGUGGUAAAAAGGUGGGUGUUUCAGAAGAAAGUUUGGUGAGAAUCAAGAAUCUGUUUUCUGAUAUAACAGACAAUAUUGAAGAAACUACAUUGACUUUAAUGAAUGUGAAGGAAAAAGAAGCUACUGAGAUGUGCUGUGUCAAGAAGAAACAUGUAAUAUCCCCUGAGAAAGUGAAAAACUCAUCAUUGGAGAAGAAUACAGGACCUAGGAAAAUAUCUGAUGCAGAAUUUGAAAAUGAAGUGAAUCUGCUUGACACAGAAGAGAGUUCUACCAAUUGCAAAAGACUAAAUAUAUGUGGUGGUUUUGUUACAGCUGGUGGUAAAAAGGUGAGUGUUUCAGAAGAAAGUUUGGUGAGAGUCAAGAAUCUGUUUUCUGAUAUAACAGAGAAUGUUCAAGAAACUGCAUUGACAUUAGUGGAUGUGAAGGGAAAAGAAGCAACAGAGAAAUACAGUGUCAAGAAGAAAGAUGCAGUAUGCCUUGAGAAAGUGAAAAACUCAUCACCAGACAAGUGUACUGGAACUAGGAAAAAAUCUGAAACAGGAUUUGAAAAUGAAGUGAAUCUACUUAACGAGGAAGAGAAUUCUGUCAACUGCAAAACACUAAAUACAUGUAGUGGUUUUGUUACAGCUGGUGGUAAAAAGGUGGAGAUUUCGGAAGAAAGUCUGGUAAGAGUCAGAAAUCUGUUUUCUGAGUUAACAGAUAAUGCCUUAGAGAAUACACUGACUGUAGAGCAUGUGAAAGGAAAAGAAACAACUGGAAAUCAGUCUCUUAAGAAAAAAGAUGUAUUACCACAUGAGAUAGCGAAAAAACGACUAUCAGACAGGACUACUGGAAGCAAGAAAAUAUCUGAUUCAGAAUCUGAAAAUGAAGUAAGGCUGUUCGAUAAGAAACAAAAUGUUAUAGGUAAUGAAAGGAUGAAAAUGUAUGGUGGUUUUGUCACAGGUUGUGGUAAAAAAGUGGAGGUCUCUGAAGAGAGUUUGAUGAAAGUAAGAACUCUUUUUGCUGACAUAACAGAUAAUGAGGAAAAUUCAUCUGUGGUUUCAAGGAAUGUAGACAGUUCCCCAUCAUGUAUGAAAAAAGCCUGUAUUACAAACUCCGAUUGUCUCCAGAAUGAAUUUGCAGGUAUGGAAACUCAUCUUCAGACAGCAUAUCGGAAGCCUACUGCUACUAGCUCCAAAGAAACAGUAAUGUCAGUUUUAGAUAGAAAAAACUAUGUUUCUGGCACAUCUACUUCAAACAAGCCACAUGGUAAUGCUCUUGCAGAAAAUAUGUUGCAGCACAAUGUGAAGGUUAAUGUAGCUACUAAACUGAGAAUCCAAAAGCAUGAAACCACUUUGACACAGGAAGUUUCAGAAAGUACAGCAGCCCUUCUUCUAGAUGAUGAUUUUAAGAAAGAAUUAGAAGAAUCAGAUUCCUCAUGUUUCUCUGUGUUAACAGAAAUAAGCUGCUCUCCAGAUUUGUCUGUUACUAUGGGAAGUACCACCAGUACGGACAGAGAGCCUGGAAGUCCAGUUAUUGGGUCAAGGAACAAAUGCAACCGAUCAAAUAAAGUGCUUGUACGCAAGAACACUUCAGCAAAGAGAGCUGAAAGUGUCACAGCAUCAGUGAAGAAGGUAUGUGACCAAUCACAAUCUGAAGAUAAGAAGAAUAAUAUACCACCAUACAUACCGGAGAUAAAUGGUAGACAGAAGAGAUGCAGCUCUGUUAAAGAUAACAGGUUGCACAAAAAGCAUUGCAAGUCUAACACAAAUCUGAAUGAAGAUGCUGGUCUUGAAAAUGACAGAGAACCACCCGCUGCGAAGAUCAAAGCGUCUAUCGUCCCAUCACCAGGAAGUUGGUUGCAGCUAAGAAUGACAAGCCAGAAACGGUGUGUUAAGUGGAGAGACUUUUCUGGUGGCAAUGCUCUGUCCCAAUUUACAGAAUCAGAACUUCUUCAGUUUGGAGUGAAGAAAUCUGUAAUAAAUGUGACAUCCAAAACUGCUGAAUUUUUUAAAUUUUCUGCUCAUGAUUUUUACAGGGAAGAAGACUGUCAAGCCCUUCAAGCUGCGGAUGAUACAUCUUUGGAAUUUGAUUUGGGUGGGUUUGCUGGUGUGCAAGAAGUGGAACGAGCUUUUGUAACUAGUCCUAAUGUGGACAAAUCUCUAAUACCUGCUGGAUGGAUUCAGAACCAUUAUCGCUGGAUUGUCUGGAAAUUGGCUGCAACAGAGAGGAGCUUUCCCCAUAUUUUUGCUUCAAGAUAUCUGACUCCUCGUGUGCUGCUUCUGCAACUCAAGUAUCGCUAUGACCGUGAAAUCGAUAUGUGUCAGCGAUCUGCUUUAAGGAGAAUCAUGGAGCACGAUGAUGCGCCAGGCAAGCGUAUGGUACUUUGUGUUGCAGAUGUAAUCAAGCAUGAAGAAGCACAGGAAGAAAAUGGAAAAGAAGGAAAUAGACAGUGCUUGAAAAUGUGCAACUAUGAAUUGGAACUGACUGAUGGUUGGUACAGCAUUGGGUGCACUGUUGAUAUGGAAAUGUGUCACUUAAUAGAAGCAGGCCGUGUUGCAGUUGGUACUAAGCUAGUAACCCACAGUGCAGAGCUGGUCAACUGUGAACAGCCUUGUUCACCAUUGGAGGCAGGACCCAAUGUUAGAUUAAAAAUCCAUACAAAUUCAACAAGAAGAGCACGCUGGGAUUGCAGACUUGGGUUCUGUAGACAGCCUGGUCCUUUGCCUGUCUCUCUCAGUUCACUGAAACCUGCUGGUGGUGUCAUCAGUUGUGUUACUGCUGUAAUUGCUCGAGUCUAUCCUGUUGUAUAUAUGGAAAAGGGCCCUGAUGGAAAGGCAGAAUUUUAUUCAGCAAAACAAGAGGCACUUCGUGCUUCAAAACGAGAGCGACAGUGGCAAGAGCAUAUAGAAAAACUAUACAGCCAGGAACGUGCACAAUUGAGUCAGAUAGAAUGGUUCAGUGCCUGCAGCCAACAGAGUAAAAGCAAAGGGAAGAAUAAACAACACGUAACAACUCCUACGCGACAACAGUUAGCUGCUGCUACAAGCGCUGAAGACCUUUGCCAGUUACUUUUCAAUGCACCUGAUCCAGCGUCACUUCAGUCUUUGCUGACUGAGGAGCAGCAAAAUGCCAUUGCUAACUAUCAGCAGAUGCGCCAGCAGCAGUUGUUACAAGAACUGGAGUCAAGAGUUCGCAAGAGAAUAGAAGAAGAAAGAAGUGUGACUUCAUCAUUAGCACUACUGAAGGUUCGCUGUCUGGAUGCUAAAGACUGUUCUGCUAGGUCAGCAGUUCUUUCCAUUUGGCGCCCUUCAGAAGAUCUCUUAACACUGUUCCAGGAGGGAAGUGCAUUGAAGAUAUUUAGCAUCACUGCCAAUGGAUUAAGGAAUGGAGACUUGCAACUUUCUGCGUGCCGCCAGUCUCGUUAUCAGCCUCAACCUAGUCACCUUCCAGAAGAUUUCCCAGCCAGAUAUGCAACACCAUUGUCUCAGGUGUCAAGUGGCAACCUUCAUGCGUCGUUUGGGGAAAUGGACUGUGUUGGAGUUGUUGUACAUGUCGCUCCUCUCUCUGGAAAUUACCAGACAGUCUACCUAGCUGAUGCAGACAUGGAUAUUGUGGGCAUUUCUUUCUGGAAUGGUCUUAAGAGUUCAGGUUGGGAGGAUAUACUUCAGCAGAAGGCUUUAGUGGCUUGUAGUAAUUUACAAAGUCGUGUGGGCGCUGCUGUUCACUGGAUACCCACAACGUAUGCCACAGAAUUUUCAAUUUUCUCGCAACAUCCUCGCCAAAAGCACCUCGUUGAAGCUCUUGACUCACUGAGAAGGAAUAUUAAUAUGGAUAUUGACAAUUUUUCAUAUACUUGUGAAGGAAUUGUUUUGUCAUUCCUAAAUGAGAAUUUUGUGACUCCAGUGAGAAAUGCAUCUCUUAAUGUGAGACAAACAAAACCUUCAACAGCAGAAUUAUCACGGCUAAGUAAACCAGCUGUUACACCAGAACUGAGUGAAAAAGUUCAGCGUAGGCUGUUCAAGCUGGAACAGUAUGGCGAACCUCCCAGUCUCUCACCAUUGGCUCUGACCCCACGAAGUCGUGUGCUCAAAAAGAAUUUCCAUGUGCCUCUGAAGACUGAUCAGACAGCAGAGUUAUCUUGUGAUGAUAGUCCUCCAAUGAGCCUUGACUCCGAUGAUACUUAAGUAGUCUUUGAUUAAAAGAAUUAUGUGAUAGUGUGUUUUUUUUGUAUAAGGCAGUGUUCAGUGCCAUUGCAAAAGUUCAUUUAUUUUUGAGGGACCUCAUAUUGAAAAGAACAUAAUUUUUGUUAUAGUAGAAGAUAAGAUACUGUUUUAAAGAAACAAAAUGUAAUCUUUUAUCACAGUCAUAUAACAAGCAAGUAAAUUCUUUUUCAUGCUGCUGAAAUAGUGCUACCAUAAAAUUAUGUAUAUUUCUAUAUUUCUUGGUAUCCAAGAAGAUGAGUAUGGCAGAUUGAUAUAUUAUUGUUUUAUGUAUAGUGUAAGAAGUUUAUUUUAAUAGCAUCGUUGAUGCACAGAAAAGUACAAAAAUGUAUGUACCAUUAAUUUGAGAAUCACAUAGAACUGAAGAUGACUUCUUUAUGAGGGACCAUGUUGGACAAAGCUCUUCAAGCAGCUAGACAUUUUUUCUGUUCCCUUAUCAUAUGAAAGUCUGUAGCUUUUUAAAGUUCAUGGUGUGUUAACAUCUGUACAAGCUGCUGAAGUUUCAACCCAACAAUACUUAACUGUUCAAGUAAACAAACACAUUUUUGUAUGAAGGAUUUGUUAGACGCUGCUUACGGAAACACAAUGUUCCUGAUAUCAUUAUUUUUUUUUCUGUAGUUGUGGAUGGUGCUUCUAAUUAAGUUUUAUUGCCCUUUAUUAUAAUCAGGAAUGUAAAAAAUCUUUGUUGUAGCUGUGAAACACUAAUCCAGAGAUACUAUUGUACUGUAUUGAAUAACAUUUGUGUGAUUUUUGAAACCAGAAAACUUUUAAGUAAAGUUGAAACUGAUAGGUUUAUUGUAACUUUUAAUUAUCUGUGAUAUCUUUGAUAGUAGUGUUUUGUCU